Molecule: messenger RNA, 267 nt
Organism: Eruca vesicaria subsp. sativa (arugula)
Lineage: Eukaryota; Viridiplantae; Streptophyta; Magnoliopsida; Brassicales; Brassicaceae
Source: the annotation of a GenBank genome assembly
AUGAGCGAGACGAGACCAGUGCCGAGGAGAGAGAGUCCAUGGGGUUUACCUGAAGGUCACCGUGAGCCCAAAGCUCACCGCUGCAACGAUCGUGUCGAAGACGUCGUCCAGGCGUUUUUUGAGGGAAACCCGUUCAAGACGGUUCCAGGACCGUUUAAACUAUUCUACCGAUGCAUGCGCUCUAAGCCAGGAGAGGAGCCAACAGAGCCAUUCACAUACCUUGACCUGGAACCUCUAAAGAGAGAAGUAAAACUUGAGGAUAAGUGA